AACGUUUUCUGUGCAACAAGCAUCCACAGACGUCUUCGCCUUCGAUCGCAUUACGCGCAUAAUAUCCCACRAUCCAAAAUAAUUCAAAUACUCAAAUCAUCAAAGUAAACAUGUCGACGGAUUUGCGCARACCAACCUUGAUCGAAUCGAUCGCUCUUGGAGGAGCCUCGUGUGUCUUCACAGUCAACUUCACCCAUCCUAUCGAGCUCGUGAAAACUCGAAUGCAAGUGUCAGGAAAUGCAUUGGGCGCGACAGUAGGAUCCACAUAUGCUAAGGAAGGACUCGCCGCCUUCUGGAAGGGUAUCCAAUGGGCCUGGGGACGAGAGGGUUCCUACGCCAGCAUCAAAUUGGGAGCAUACGCUCCCGUCCGUGACGCAAUUGGCGCAGGAAAUAAAGAUUGUAAGUACCUGCAUAGCUUUUUUCUUCACCAAGUCCAUACCGUACUGUAGGAUAUGUUUUACCCGCGAGAAGUAACAUCCAACGACACGCUUAUAGAGAAAUUUGCCACUUGCCUCUUCGUGUGAUUUUCCAAUCCCCAAUAGCACCUUUCUACCUAAAGUUUGCCGCUGGUGCCAUUACAGGUGGUGCCGGAUCCUUGGUCGGCAACCCUUUUGAUGUCUUGAAAACUAUGGCACAAACCAACAGUGGAAAAUCCGAAAGUCUGGGGAAAACCCUCAGUGACUUUCAUGCCAAGAAUGGAGUAGCGGGAUUUUACAGAGGUAUCCAGGCCAACAUCAUGAGAGCCUGUGUUUUGAAUGCUACCAAAAUGGGAGUUUACGACAUUGCGAAGGGAUUUGUUACGAAAUCGACSGGAUGGGAGCGAAAGGACCUCCGAACAACGUUUUGCAGUGCCAUGGUYAGUGGCCUUGCCAUGACCUGUACUGUUAGUCCAUUCGAUCGCAUUCGUACUGCCUUGAUGAACCAGGGAGACAAAAAAAUGUACAAUGGAUUUAUUGAUUGCGCCACCAAAUUGGCCAAGAACGAUGGACCAUUAAGUUUCUGGAGAGGAUUCGUCCCUAUGUGGGCUCGAUUCGCUCCUACGGCAACCAUUCAAUUGGUAACCAUCGAAGCCCUCUAUGGAUUGUGCGGACUGAAGAGCAUUUAAAUUCAUACUUUCAUCAAACAAUUACUUUACCAAGAGUUUUCACUCGACAUCGAUGUACCUAUCACCAUUUUGGUACAUACAGAAAAAUAAUCUUCAGUAACAAUA
Pseudo-nitzschia multistriata is the source of this 1210-nucleotide messenger RNA. Lineage: Eukaryota; Bacillariophyta; Bacillariophyceae; Bacillariales; Bacillariaceae. The record is from the annotation of a GenBank genome assembly.